Molecule: messenger RNA, 638 nt
Organism: Colossoma macropomum (tambaqui)
Lineage: Eukaryota; Metazoa; Chordata; Actinopteri; Characiformes; Serrasalmidae
Product: cytadherence high molecular weight protein 3-like
Exons: 5
Coding region: 148-564 (138 amino acids)
Source: RefSeq, a predicted model, not a curated record
CUGAGUCCUCAACACCCCAGCUGUGUACAGCAGGGGGGCUUCCCUCAGCCAAGUCUCCAACCACAGCAGGCUGUUGUUGAGUCUCCCGUCAGCUCUGAGAAGGGAAGCAUCAUCACCACACAAACAAUUCAAUACUCAAACAUCAGUAUGGAGAACACAUCUUCUCCAUCAUAUGCUCCCCAACAGUGUGGGUACCCACCUCCUCCACCAUACUCACCUCCGACCUUCCAAUCACCCAACUACACACAACAAGUAGCAGCAGGGGUGGUUCAACAAAAUCUUGCAGUCCAGCCCACACCUCAGCCUGCAGUGAUUCAACAGCCAGCUCAACCUGCCGUAAUCCAGGCUUCAAAUGCCGCAAUGAUGUUUGAAGCUGGGGUUUCAUCUCCUGUAAUCCAAUCUGCUGCUCAACCACCAGUUAUGCUUCAGCAACAGGUCGUAAUGCAGCCCGGAGGUCUACCCGCUGUUGCCCAGCCCCUAGGUGCGAUCCAGCCUAUGGUUCAGCCAAGGAUGAUCUACCAAACUCCAGCAGCAAACACAGUGGUAUAUCGCCAGUUAUUCUGAUUCCAUUCUCCACCUGGGUGGCUCCGUCCAGAAGAACCUGGGAGAACCUAAAGAACACGAAAUCACCAGCCUUU